Molecule: messenger RNA, 2603 nt
Organism: Notechis scutatus (mainland tiger snake)
Lineage: Eukaryota; Metazoa; Chordata; Lepidosauria; Squamata; Elapidae
Source: RefSeq, a predicted model, not a curated record
AUGCAAUAUGAAAGCGAAAGACUGCAUAAAGAUUCCUGCGAUUUCACUGUAAACAUAGAAAACUGCUGGCUUAUCUUUCCAUUUGUCACUUUUCUUUGUAGGCGUUUUGCUCUUGAUGUUUCCUCAUUUCCUUUUUCUGUGGAAGAUGCCAAACUACACUCUCUUCAGCUGCUUCCAAUACAUGAAUCAGGGACUUAUGUCACGGCUAAGGAAGGAGAUACAACUAAACAAGAAUUCCUGAGUUUGUUUUGCUUUUUCUCUCUACCACAUGUGGCAUACCUAUACACAAUCAAUAAUUUAGUGGAACUUAUUUCUACCUACCAGUAUUCAGAAAGAUCCCAGCAAGCAGUUCUUACACCCCAGUUCCUGCAUGUGAUUACAAGCAACAACCUGCAGUGCUUUACAGUGAGAUGCAGUGCAGCAGCAGCUCGGAACCAAGACCCCUACACUGAUACAACAUUAAAGGCUUGUCCCCCUGUGUCUCUUGAUGUUUGUACCUUGAGGAUGCAGCUUUUUAUAGGACUGAAAGCCAUCUCUCACUUCAAACACCAUAUAAUCAUUUUGACAAAAGCAGAUUCUGAGGAUAUUCUAGAGAAAAAAACACUUAAACAAAGAUUCCUUUACCGAAAGGCUGAUAACAUCAAACCCAAGGUUCCCCCAGAAUCUGAAUCCGGAUGGAAUUUGUAUAUUGUGAACACAACUUCAACUCUCCAACUAUACAAAGAAAUGGUAGAAUACAGCAAGACCUAUGAAAAUGUAAGAACAGAGAGUUGUAUUCAUCUCUUAAGUGAGGCUCACUUGCUAGUCAGAGCAGCUUUAAUGGAUCCUGCUGUGAAAGAAUUGGAGGAGAAGGAAGCUCUACUAGCAGCAUUUCGUGAGAGUUGUGCUCUUCUUGGAGACUGUUACAGCAGGUUUGACACUAAAGACUUCCAUCUUACUCUCCCUUACUAUAAAAUGUCCAGCCUUUCUAUAUCUGACAUUCUGAAGCGAGUAACAUUUGAAGAUAAAACACAGAAGUAUGAAAAAGGUUUUAUAUUCUACUUAAAGCAUUCCUUGUAUGAAGACAUAGAUGAAAAGCUAAAUGAAGAUUUGGCUGCAAAAGUACUUCAGAUAUUCCACCGUGCUGAGCCAAACCAGAUACCUCACAUCCUCUGCAGUCUUUGCAUGAAAAAUGUGUGCCCUGAAAUGGCAAAGGAGUAUCUGGAAUUGAUAGAAAACAUGGCACCAUCUGUUCUGGUGACAUUGGCCAAGGCUUCAGUGGCUCUGAAAAAGGGGGAUUGGGAUAGAUGUAAAAAGGAGCUGGACAGCCAAGCAGAGAUGAAAUUGGUAUGUGGUUUUAUUCAGGAGCCAAGACUUUUAAAACAGCACAAUAAAGGACAAAUGUUCCCAACUGAACUUGCUUUGUACCUCAAAGAGACCAGACCUGGAUUUCUCCUAGCUUCAUUAUUGGCUUUACAUGAAAAUAAUAAAAUGGAACUGGAAGAAGCAAACUCUUAUAUCAAGAUGCUGAGUGGUAAAAAUGAAGACGCUGUUCCCCAACUCUUGGUAGACUUCUGGGAAGCUUUGCUUGUAGCACGUACUCAGGAAGAGGUUGCACAGAAGUUGCAUUUUAAACUUGCUACACAGUAUAUUUGGAGACUGUCCAGGAAAGAGCUUCCUGACACUGAGCCUCUAAAAACCACUGAAGAUUUGAUAAAUUCCUGCAGUGAUUAUGGACUUAUAUUUUCUUGGAUUAUAUUCAUGAUGUCAUUAGUACCUCUUCCUGAUUGGAAUUCAUGUGAUGACCUUUCAAAAUUACAAUCUCUCUUAUGCAGUCCAUCCUUCAGAAUAUCCUCCAUUCUCCCAUUUGUGAAGAAUAUUCCAGAAGAUUCUAUUUCUGGUCUGAGCAUACACGUUCUUUGUGAUACAUGUUUAGGACAGCAUGAAGCAGGUAUUGACAAACUUCUGGAUAGGUGCCCUGAAGCUGUCAUACCUUAUGCCCAGCAUGAGCUGAGGGAUGAACAUCAGGCUUUAUGGUGGAACAAACUUCUUCCUGAACUCUGUAAACGAACUAGGCAUGUUGGUGAAAACUACCCUGUAUUUCUGUCAUCCCUACAAGAAACUUUAUCGGUCAUUGCCACAGCACUGGAAUUGAGAGACUUCCUUAAUGUUUUACCUGAAGAUGGGAAUGCAGCAUUCUUCUUGCCCCACUUGCUUCAGUGCAGCAGAAGAUUGGUGACUUAAACAUAAGGAGAAGUAUCUGCUAUCUUGGAUUGGUCUUGUGGGGUGCAAAGUUACGCAAAUGAACAAAACUUCAUGAUGCAACUAUUAACACUUUGAAUGCUGGAUACUCUAAGCAUAUCCCCAUGUACAUGGGAAGAGUAAGGUUUGAUGGAUCUCUACAGAUUGUCAAGUGAUCUGUGGUAACAGUACAGUACAGGUAAACUGGUGAUUCUCAGCUUUGGCAGCAUGAAGAUGUCUGGACUUUAACUGCCAGAGCUCAGAAACACCGAGCUAAUUAGAAAUAGAAAAUUAGAAAUAGAAAAUAACAAUCUAUCAAUCAUAACUAAGCUUCCAUACAAAAACAUCCACUCUAAAUUUAUUUUAAUUAUCAGUAGGGAUUG